AUGAGCAAAAGCUGCGCGGGAAUGCUGGAGGAGAUGCUGAAAUGCGCGGAGCAGUCGAAAUGUUAUCUUUCUCGUUCUCGUUCUCGACGAGAAAACUCCAACUCGGAGGAAGGAGGAGGGAAUGAUGAUGACGCGUUGGAGUUUUGCGUGAACGCGUUGAUGAGGACAACAACAACAACCAACGACGACGACGACGACGACGAGAAUAAUAAUAAUAAUAAGAAUAAUAAGAAUAAUAAGAAUAAGAAUCAAAUAACAGAACUCGGGUUAGACGAGUGCGUGGUGAAGAAGCAGGUGUAUUUGAAGUGCAAGAGAGGACAGAUGGACAUGCGGACGAGGAUGCGCGGGAAUAAAGGGUACUGA
This is a messenger RNA of Bathycoccus prasinos, 363 nucleotides long. RefSeq lists its product with no specific name. Bases 1 to 363 code for a protein of 120 amino acids. The transcript has a single exon. The record is from RefSeq and is a predicted model, not a curated record. NCBI's taxonomy places the organism in Eukaryota, Viridiplantae, Chlorophyta, Mamiellophyceae, Mamiellales, Bathycoccaceae.